UGUUGUGUGUCUCUUACUAUGUGGUUAGUUGCCUGCCCAAUUAGACAUAAACACCUUCUGCUAAAGAAAUGUGAAGAAACCAUUCUCCUAGUAGACAAUACAUCUCCAGAGAUCUGCUUCAGCCCCUCCUCUAUACUGCAUCAUGAAAAGGAGAAAACCUAAACUAAAGUGAGUUAAAAACUUUGUCUCCAACUGAAGAUUGUGGCUCAGCCCUGAGUCGAGCACUGAAGAAGAACAGCAUGACGUCUACCACAAAGAUCAUUGAGCAAGCUGACCUCUGCAUUCCACACCCCCACGAUCCGGGCGGUCUUCAGAAUAUGUUGGACGGAGGAGAAUAUGCUCCUUUUGUAUCUCCUCCCAUGUUAGAGAGCAAUUUUAUUCAGGUCAACAGGAGAGGUGAAUCCAUUUACCUUCAUAACAGAGCCAACUGGGUGACAGUUGGCAUCUGUUCUUCCAGUCAGACCCACAAGAUCCCCAACGUGAUGCUGCUGGCUCAUCUGACACCCACUGCCCAGAAAGAUGCAGAGCCCCUGUACAAAAGUCUCCUGACAAAUCCUUCUCCAGAAAGACUAGUGCUCACCAGGUUUCUCCCUCUACAGUUUGUGACUCUUACUGUGCACAAUUUUGAGAACAUGCGCCUCAAAAUAAAACUGGUGAGUGGUAGAGCCUACUACCUACAACUCUGCGCCCCUGCAUACAAACAGGACACAUUAUUUUGUCAAUGGGUGGAGCUCAUUUCCUUUUUAAAUCAGGAGAAAGCCAAAGCUUCCAAAAUGUCAGAAAUCUCAAGCCUCUCAGCAAUCACAAACAGCACCGACAUCACAGGAUCAACUGACAUCAUGGAUAUUGCAGCGUUUACAAUGGCACAGACCUCACACAUGUACACAUCCCCAGAUCCUGGACAUGGCAUAGAAAGCAUAGAUUUCUCAGAAUUCUCAGAUGUCACUGAUGUCACCGAUGUCACCGAUGUCCCAGAAAAUGAGGUCACAGAGGCUCCAGAUGUAAGAAUUGUCACAGAAGUCACAGAACUCACGGAUAUAGGUGAUGCCACAAACUUCUCAGGAGUCACAGUGGUGUUUGAAAAUGAUGACAUAAUAAGAGCCAAGCAAAGGGAAAAGGAAACAAAAGGAAAUGCCCUGAAGCCUGGGUGUCUGCGAGAUAAUAAAAUUAGGUGUGAGUUGAAAGAAACCUCAAAGCAUGUAACCAUCUCAAAUGUAACGCUGACUUUCCAGAAUGAAAGUUCUCAUACUACCUUGACAUCAAACAAAACUGAAACAAGUAUGUCCAAAGAGACUAAUAUUUCAGCCUCUGAAAUACAGAUGUCUGAUUUUAGAAGCAUGGAUCCCAAGGUUGAAGGAUCCAGGAGUGCGAGAACUGAUUCAGACACUUCAGGUAAACUACUAACCUACAAAGCAAGCACAACUCAAGAAAUUACAGCCAAUGCAAUAGUGGAAAAACAAAGCAGUGUCUUCCAUGUGGCAGAAAUAAAAUCUACAAUUUAAUCAUUUGCAUAAUUCA
Molecule: messenger RNA, 1518 nt
Organism: Erinaceus europaeus (western European hedgehog)
Lineage: Eukaryota; Metazoa; Chordata; Mammalia; Eulipotyphla; Erinaceidae
Gene: GARIN2
Product: golgi associated RAB2 interactor family member 2
Exons: 8
Coding region: 240-1502 (420 amino acids)
Cellular component (GO): nucleus
Source: RefSeq, a predicted model, not a curated record